GAAAAUUAUAUAAAACGGCAAGGAAUCUAUCAGUUUUGCAGCAAAUGUAUAGUAGUCCAGUUUCUGACUUUACGGUAUAGUUCUGGAAGUACUUAAAAAUGUUUUCAAAGUACAUUGUGUUUUUCUUAAGUGCAGUUGUAUUUGGUGGUGCAAGAUAUGUUUCGGCUGAAUCAUGUCCAUCGCAAGACACGGAGUCGUCGCGUAGGGUCCUUCUUCCACAUGAAUCUGACUGCAGGAAAUUUUAUAUGUGCUCAAAAGGGGACAAACUUGAAUUAAACUGUCCUGAAGAUUAUGCAUUCGAUUUAAAAUAUCGGACGUGUCUACCGCUCGCUGGUGAAUGUAAUCUCUCUAGUUCAGAUGACGAUGAGAGUAAUUCGUUAUCGGAAGGAGAAGCAACCGACGAGAAACAAGAUAGCAUUGACAACGACGACGGUGACGAGGACGAUGCUGAUGAUGACGAAGAUGAUGAUAACAGUGAAGAUGAUGAUGAUGAUGGUAGCAAUGAUAAUGAUGAAGAUGACAGUCAUAGUGAUGAAGAUGAUAAAGAAGCAAAAACAACUUCAGGUGUUAAACCAACAACUGAAGCAGCUAUCACAACUGAGAAAGCAACAACAGUAGAAGCAGAAGUAGAAACAGUUGAAGAGGAUGAAGACGAUGAUGAAGAAACAACGAUAGAAGUUUUGUCUACAACUGAAGCAGCUACUACAACUACAGCACCAACAACAGUAGGAGAAAAAGAGGCAACUGAAGAAGAAGACUAUGAUGAUGAUGAUGAAGAAACAACAAUAGACUUAUUGCCUACAACCGAAGCAGCUACCACAACUGCAGCACCAACAACAGUAGGCGAAGAAGAAUCAACAGAGGAAGAUGAAGACGAUGAUGAAGAAACAACGAUAGAAGUUUCGCCUACAACUGAAGCACCUACCACAACUACAGCACCAACAACAGUUGCAGAUGAAGAAACAACAGAAGAAGACGAAGAUGACGAUGACGACGAAGAAACAACAAUUGAAACCUUGCCCACAACUGAAACACCAGUUGCAACAACUGAAGCUAUAAUAACUAAGGCGCCUGCUACAACAACUGAAGAACCUUUGUCCACAACUGAAGUAGUAGGUGCAACGGAAGCCCCGGUCACAACAACUGAAUCUACAGCAACUGAGUCACCUGUUACAACAACUGAAGUACCAGCCACAACAACUGAAUCUACAGCAACUGAGUCACCUGUUACAACAACUGAAGUACCAGCUACAACAACUGAAUCUACAGCAACUGAGGCACCUGUUACAACAACUGAAGCACCAGCCACAACAACUGAAGAACCUUCACCUAUAGGGGGUUGUCCUGGUAACGAAAGUGCACUGUUGCCCCAUGAGUCGGAUUGUAGUAAAUUUUACAUCUGCUCAAACGGAGUUGCAGUUUCGACAGAUUGUCCUGGCGGUUUGUAUUUCAAUCCCGAAGUGAAUGUUUGCGAUUGGCCUGGUAAUGUACCUUCAUGUUCGGCAAAGUCGGAACCGCCCGCGAGCAGUACUCAGGCCCCAGAAGUUCCCUCUACCGAGGCUCCCUCUCCAACAGAAUGCCCAGCGGUCGACCCCCUGGAUCAUGUAGUUUUUCUUCCUCACAAGUCGGAUUGCUCUCUAUUUUACAUGUGUUCAAACGGAAUUCCGUAUUUAAUGGUCUGCCCUGCUGGGUUAUAUUUUAAUACAAAAUUGGACGUAUGCGACUGGCCGGAAAACGUUGAGUGUGGAACAACCGAAACACCUGGUGCUACAACAACGGAGACACCCGUCAAACCACCUGCAACCGAAGCGCCUGCCACAACAACCGAAGCAACUGCUACAACAACUAAAGGACCCAGAACAACCGAAGAACCUUCCCCUGAAACGGAUUGUCCUGUGGACCGUUUUGUAUUGCUACCCCAUGAGUCGGAUUGUAGCAAAUUUUAUAUCUGCUCAAACGGAGUUCCUGUUUUGACAAAUUGCUCUAGUGGUUUGUAUUUCAAUCCGGAUUUGAAUGUCUGUGAUUGGCCUGGUAAUGUACCUUCAUGUUCGUCCAUUUCGACACCAACUGUUACUAGCACCCUGGUUCCGGAAACAUCCACUACCCUCGCCCCUUCUCCAACAGAAUGUCCAGCCGUUGAUCCCAUGGAUUAUACAGUUUUUCUUCCUCACGAGUCGGAUUGCUCUAGUUAUUAUAUGUGUUCAAACGGGGUUGCCCACUUAAUGGUCUGUCCAGAUGGAUUACAAUUUAAUACCGAAUUGGACGUUUGCGACUGGUCAGAGAAUAAAGUACUCUUCGAUUUCGGACAAUUUUUUCCCGUGGGUUUCUGGAAGAAUGACGAAGGUGUAGACGAUCCCAAUAACGGAAACCGCGGCAAAGAAGAACUGGACACCAAACAUGAGGAAAUGGGCUAUGCCCAUCGUGAGACUGUGGGCCACCCCUCGUAUCUCCAAUGGAUACAACUCGGCAGUCAUGGUCCAUGGUAUAGUAAGAAGACCAAAACUGGAAAACACCACGUAGACAAAUGUGGUCAAAAUUUUUGUACGUCUACUAAUAUGUCUACUAAAAAUCUGAGUGCCCCUAAAGCCCCUGGUCCAUUUACAAGAGACUAUAACGAAAUAAAACAUGCCGCAAAAGCGGUGGGUAGAGACGAGCAGUUUACUUCCCAUAGAAAAGGUCACCGUGAGAGGUCGUCCAGUCCAUCAGACAGAACUGGAGGUCACAAAGCUCGUAGCGAACCAAAGUUUGAAGGUGGCGGUCGUAAGAAAGAUGAGAAGAAAGAGACCAUCCACGAAUUCCCUGAAAACAAUUCAAGUUUCCGUGUAGGUUCCGCAAUCAUAUCUGCAAACGCUUCGGAAACCCGGUCGGGAGAGACUACCAUGAAUAGCGAGAUGAGGGGCACCGUACCGCUCUACGGAAUUCCGAGCAAAACCAACGAGGUUCAAACGGAAAAGGGUUCAAAAGCAAGCAAAGUUUAUGGAAUGUCACCCGUAGAAGGAAGCGUCUUGUCUCCGGGCAAGUUGACCAUGAUUUCGCCGUCUCUUAACCCAUCCGAGUACCAUAAAAUGUACCAAGUGGGAGACAUGAUGAAGGGAAAGGUGAAUGCCAAGGAACUCCAAGCAGCCUUCGAAGUGUUUCAAGGGAAACACUUUUCGGACGCUUCCUGUAAGUUCGUGGUGAGACUGUUCGAUCUCGAUAAGGCCGGAGGAUUAGAUACGAAAGAGUUCGAAACGUUGUAUUUUUUCGUUAAGCAGUGGGUCGAAGCCUUCAACGCAUAUGACACCGAUAGGACUGGGUUUCUGAACGAAUCCGAGUUCGACUACGCGUUGAGAAAGAUGGACAUUAACUUUUCGAAGGAGUUCAUCAAAUUUCUUUUGACCAAGCAUGAUCCGACCAACAGGAAGAUCUCGUUGGACCAGUUCAUACUCUUCUGCAUCCAGGCGCAAAGGUUCACCGAGGAGUUCAAGUCNGCCCCGGUCACAACAACUGAAUCUACAGCAACUGAGUCACCUGUUACAACAACUGAAGUACCAGCCACAACAACUGAAUCUACAGCAACUGAGUCACCUGUUACAACAACUGAAGUACCAGCUACAACAACUGAAUCUACAGCAACUGAGGCACCUGUUACAACAACUGAAGCACCAGCCACAACAACUGAAGAACCUUCACCUAUAGGGGGUUGUCCUGGUAACGAAAGUGCACUGUUGCCCCAUGAGUCGGAUUGUAGUAAAUUUUACAUCUGCUCAAACGGAGUUGCAGUUUCGACAGAUUGUCCUGGCGGUUUGUAUUUCAAUCCCGAAGUGAAUGUUUGCGAUUGGCCUGGUAAUGUACCUUCAUGUUCGGCAAAGUCGGAACCGCCCGCGAGCAGUACUCAGGCCCCAGAAGUUCCCUCUACCGAGGCUCCCUCUCCAACAGAAUGCCCAGCGGUCGACCCCCUGGAUCAUGUAGUUUUUCUUCCUCACAAGUCGGAUUGCUCUCUAUUUUACAUGUGUUCAAACGGAAUUCCGUAUUUAAUGGUCUGCCCUGCUGGGUUAUAUUUUAAUACAAAAUUGGACGUAUGCGACUGGCCGGAAAACGUUGAGUGUGGAACAACCGAAACACCUGGUGCUACAACAACGGAGACACCCGUCAAACCACCUGCAACCGAAGCGCCUGCCACAACAACCGAAGCAACUGCUACAACAACUAAAGGACCCAGAACAACCGAAGAACCUUCCCCUGAAACGGAUUGUCCUGUGGACCGUUUUGUAUUGCUACCCCAUGAGUCGGAUUGUAGCAAAUUUUAUAUCUGCUCAAACGGAGUUCCUGUUUUGACAAAUUGCUCUAGUGGUUUGUAUUUCAAUCCGGAUUUGAAUGUCUGUGAUUGGCCUGGUAAUGUACCUUCAUGUUCGUCCAUUUCGACACCAACUGUUACUAGCACCCUGGUUCCGGAAACAUCCACUACCCUCGCCCCUUCUCCAACAGAAUGUCCAGCCGUUGAUCCCAUGGAUUAUACAGUUUUUCUUCCUCACGAGUCGGAUUGCUCUAGUUAUUAUAUGUGUUCAAACGGGGUUGCCCACUUAAUGGUCUGUCCAGAUGGAUUACAAUUUAAUACCGAAUUGGACGUUUGCGACUGGUCAGAGAAUGUUAAUUGUUAACAA
Messenger RNA from Agrilus planipennis (emerald ash borer), 4643 nucleotides. RefSeq names its product mucin-5AC-like. The coding region runs from base 99 to 4640 and encodes 1513 amino acids. NCBI's taxonomy places the organism in Eukaryota, Metazoa, Arthropoda, Insecta, Coleoptera, Buprestidae. The record is from RefSeq and is a predicted model, not a curated record. Gene Ontology annotation, cellular component: extracellular region. Gene Ontology annotation, molecular function: chitin binding; calcium ion binding. The transcript is spliced from 19 exons.